CUCCUUUGCUGCUUUAACAGCGCACACGGAUCCCACGCAUCACGGUGUUGCUCUCUUUCGGUUCAAAAUCCCUCUCUCUCUCUCUCUCUCUCUCUCUUCUCUCUUCUCUGGCUCUAGGGGAGGGGACGACGAGCUUUCCGCUGCCACCAUGAAUCGCCGCCACGAUCCCAACCCUUUCGACGAGGAAGAAGAGGUCAAUCCCUUCUCGAAGGGUAAUGCUCCAGCAUCAAAGUCCCGUCUUCCUCCACUUGCAUCCGAACCCCUUGGCUUUGGUCAGAAACAUGAUGCAACAGUGGAUAUACCUCUGGAUACAAUGAAUGAUUCCAAGGAAAAAGUGAAAGAAUUAGCUUCCUGGGAAGCAGAUCUGAAAAGAAGAGAGAGGGAAAUAAAGCGAAGAGAAGAUGCUGUUGCUAAAGCUGGUGUCCCAUUGGAUGAUAAGAACUGGCCCCCCUUCUUUCCAAUUAUACAUCAUGAUAUAGCAAAUGAGAUACCAGUCCAUGCGCAGCGGCUUCAAUAUCUGGCUUUUGCAAGUUGGUUAGGUAUUGUUCUUUGCCUUGCUUUCAAUGUCAUUGCAGUGACCGUGUGUUGGGUUAGGGGCGGGGGUGUCAAAAUAUUUUUCCUUGCAAUUAUCUAUGCAUUGAUGGGAUGCCCACUGUCCUAUGUAUUGUGGUACAGGCCCCUAUACCGUGCAAUGAGGACUGACAGUGCAUUGAACUUUAGUUGGUUCUUCCUUUUCUAUUUGCUACAUGUUGGCUUUUGCGUAUUUGCUGCUAUUGCUCCACCAAUCGUCUUUCAUGGGAAAUCACUCACGGGUAUUCUCGCUGCAAUUGAUGUGUUUUCUGACCAUGUGUUGGUUGGGAUUUUCUACUUGGUUGGGUUCGCUUUAUUUUGCUUGGAGUCACUGCUGAGCUUGUGGGUUCUUCAGAAAACCUACAUGUAUUUCAGGGGACACAAGUGAUUUUCGAUCCUGGCAUCACUGGCUUGGGUUAGUCAGCCAUUGGAUGUUCGAGCUGCUUUAUUAUGAUGAGAUAUGCUCUUUCUUUUGUAAUUAUUAUAUUCAUUUACACAGUCAUGAGUACACUCUGGUAAUGUACCUUCCCCAUUUUGGGGAGAUUCGAAUUUGCCGUGCCUUUUUCCUUGGUGAUGUAGUUUUUAGUAUCCUUGGCUCAUCAUGCCUGCUUCUUGAUAGUAUAUUAAGGAUUUUAAUA
Messenger RNA from Syzygium oleosum, 1208 nucleotides. Its product is annotated as secretory carrier-associated membrane protein 4. The coding region runs from base 149 to 958 and encodes 269 amino acids. Gene Ontology annotation, cellular component: recycling endosome membrane; trans-Golgi network membrane. The transcript is spliced from 12 exons. Lineage: Eukaryota; Viridiplantae; Streptophyta; Magnoliopsida; Myrtales; Myrtaceae. The record is from RefSeq and is a predicted model, not a curated record. Gene Ontology annotation, biological process: protein transport.